CAAGCUUGGCUCAGAAAAGAUGCUAGAUGUUCCUAUGCAGGGUGGAAUCUUACUGAGGAGAAGCCAUGCGGCUUCCAAAGGUGAAGAACAAGUAUCCUGCUCCGGUACAGGUCACCGUUGAUGACAUUGUCAGAAGUGCUGAAGGUGGCACAAGAAAUGUGGGACCCCGUGCGCUCCCAGCCACAACCUGCAGAGGUUACAAAGGUGAACCGCCGGCAGGGACAGAGGUGACAGAGGCGGCCGAGGUGCCUGGUCAGAGCGAAAAGGGGAGCGAACCGAGGCUAGUCUUCAAGCAUCGUCCGUUUGGGCCUUCCACAGAGCUUCUUCGCGCUGGUGUUCGUGCCCAACUACGUGUACGACCGAAAGGUGAUUGGGCAUACAGGCGAUUGCUCUGCAUUGGAGUGUGCAAGGAGAACGUUGGCACGUGCCCCAUGGCAAAGUUGCCGCAGGACUUCCUGCGGUACUUUGUGGACUAUGUAUUCUCUUUCUUGGUAAGGCAACCUCCACUUGGCGAGCAGACUCGGCAACAAAAGGUUGCUAAGUAUGCCUGACCCGGAAAAGUUCAAAUGACAUUAGUGUUCAGUCGCUUUUACGUCCAUAACAGGUCUAGAAUAUGAUACUAUAUAUGUAUAGACCACACGCCUGUGGAUGUUAAAUAUGCACGUGCACGGGCACACACACAAAGAUAU
Molecule: messenger RNA, 689 nt
Organism: Durusdinium trenchii
Lineage: Eukaryota; Dinophyceae; Suessiales; Symbiodiniaceae
Source: the annotation of a GenBank genome assembly